AUGAAUGGACGCGUCGUUGGAUUUGGAUUCGGCAGUAAGUACCGCGGCCCAUCACGUGAUGAUGGCGGUCGUGGUCCCACUGAUGAGCGCAUGGGCUUGCAGCCUAAGAUGGCCCCCAAAAGCUCCAAGUGGUGGCAGGCGCCCGCCGACAAAGAUCUCGAUUACGGAUUCGAUUCUGACGACUGGAAUGAUAGAUUUGACAACCUUGACCGCAGCCGAGACCACGCCAGACCUCGACAAAACUUACGAGGGCCACAAGACCAAGAGGCGCAACAGGCCAGAGACCAAGACCAGGGACGGGGUGUGUUUGGAAACAUGUCGUCUUGGCUCCAGCGCCAGGCUGGUUCGCAAAGUUCGCAGCUUGCGACAACGGCUGUAUUAUCGGGAGCCGCCGUUGCGAGUGCCAUCUUUGGCUACCAAGCUUAUCGGCGGAAGGAAGCGGUCACUGACCUGCAUAGCUUACGCAAUUUGGAGCUGUGGACAAUUCGAUUCCUCUUAGCAAAGAGGACGAAACGUAGUGCAGCUCUUGCACGCAGAGCACAGCAAGGGGAUUACGAUGACGAUUUGAUCCUCGAACAACUUGCUCGCAACCGGGUCUUCCUUGGAGAAGAAGGUCUUGCAAAGCUCCGCUCUUCCUUCGUAGUCGUUGUUGGAUGUGGUGGUGUUGGAUCGCAUGCCGCUGCAUCUUUGGCACGAUCCGGCGUCUCCAAGAUCCGGCUGAUCGACUUCGACCAGGUCACACUCUCCUCACUCAAUCGACAUGCGCUAGCAACAUUAGCCGAUGUCGGGACAUCCAAGGUUCACACUAUCCGGCGACGACUAGAGCAGAUCGCACCCUGGGUGAUGUUCGACUGCCGCAACGAGCUAUACGGAAAAGAGGCAUCGGAGAGUCUCCUAGGCCCGUGGACUCUGACACAUGAUGGAGAAGGCCGUCGGCCGGACUUUGUGCUCGACUGUAUUGACAACAUCACCUCUAAGGUCGAUCUUCUCCACUAUUGCCAUACCAAUUCAUUGCCCGUGAUCUCAUCCAUGGGUGCGGGCUGCAAGUCGGACCCGACGCGGGUUGUUGUGGGUGACAUCUCAGCUAGCACAGACGACCCGCUUUCUCGGAGCACACGGCGCCGACUGAAGCUUCUAGGCGUUACUUCGGGGAUCACCGCUGUAUUCUCUACCGAGAAACCUGGACCCGGCAAGGCGAGCUUACUUCCUUUGGCAGAGGAGGAAUUCGCCAAGGGCCAGGUCGGUGAGUUAGGUGUGCUCCCUGACUUCCGGGUCCGUAUCCUCCCUGUGCUGGGAACGAUGCCGGCUGUAUUCGGCUACACGGUUGCAAACCACGUUAUCUGCAGCAUUACAGGAUACCCUAUCGAAUACAAUCUUGCCGGAAAAGGCCGAGACAAGGUGUACGAUAGCAUGUUAUCCUCUCUACAGAGUCUGUACGAUAAGUUUGCCAGGCAAGUAGCUGGGGAAGAUUCACUUGGGCUGCGACUUACCACCAGCAAGGACGAUGUCGCAUUCUUGGUGGAAGAGGACGUGGAAAAAGAUGGCCAGGUCUUUGUUCCAGUUGAACUCAAGGACCUAGUGCUAAUGACCAAGGAUGAGGCUGCCCGACAUGAACGCGAAGUGCUUCGCGAGGGCAAAAAGCCAGAAGAGAUCUAUGACGAGACGGCUUUGCAACGAGUGGCUUUGCGGCGGAGAGAGAUGGAAGAGUACGAGAAGUACCGUGGAUGA
Penicillium chermesinum is the source of this 1728-nucleotide messenger RNA. Its product is annotated as tRNA threonylcarbamoyladenosine dehydratase. The transcript is spliced from 5 exons. The record is from RefSeq and is a predicted model, not a curated record. Gene Ontology annotation, molecular function: tRNA threonylcarbamoyladenosine dehydratase activity; ubiquitin-like modifier activating enzyme activity. Bases 1 to 1728 code for a protein of 575 amino acids. Gene Ontology annotation, cellular component: mitochondrial outer membrane. NCBI's taxonomy places the organism in Eukaryota, Fungi, Ascomycota, Eurotiomycetes, Eurotiales, Aspergillaceae. Gene Ontology annotation, biological process: cyclic threonylcarbamoyladenosine biosynthetic process.